This is a messenger RNA of Marchantia polymorpha subsp. ruderalis, 2985 nucleotides long. The record is from the annotation of a GenBank genome assembly. NCBI's taxonomy places the organism in Eukaryota, Viridiplantae, Streptophyta, Marchantiopsida, Marchantiales, Marchantiaceae.
GCUGGCUCGCCUCGCCCGUCGUCCUUCGCGUCCUCUGUGUGUGCGUGAGUGUGAGAGUGUGUGUGCGUGGGCGUGCGUUCCUUCACGGCGUAGUCGAAGUGGCAGUGUCUCGUCGUAGGCAGAAUAAUGUGUCGUCCAGCCGGUCUCGCUCCCCUGCCUUGAUGUCGACACCUUCCUCCGGAGAUCGCUUCAGCAGCGCAGCACCCCUGAGAGAUUCCGCGAGUGCGAUCUAGUUCGGGCUUCUGUCGCAAAUCGGUCGUCGGCUGUUGGGUCCUCGUUUUACGGUCUCCGAUUCCGGGGUGUAGAUAGAUUUUCUUGGUUUUUGGGGGUUUUUUUCGUCCGGGGUGGUGUUUUGGUGCGCCUUUCGGCGGAUCAUCGACGGUCCAAUUGCCCAUUGGUCCUUGAUGUUUAUCGUCGAUUCCAUUCUGUCAAUUUCGCUGCUGUUCCGGUGCAUCUUUUUUUUCCGGUUUGUGAUGGUGAGCGUGGCCCUGCCGCUCAUGGAGUGAGUGACGUGAGUGAGACAGUGACCAAUUCACGAGUUCGUGACCUGGUUCAGUUCUCACUUCUCGUUCGCGUUUCAUCGGCUGGUCCAUGGGUGUUAGGAAGGUGGCGAAUUGAAGAUUCUUGAAUAGAGCUUUACUGUUGCAGUUGCUGAAGGAUGGCGGGCCCUUUAAAUAUUGCGGCCAAGACCAGGAGAGUCGAGGUCGACAAUCGGCUCUCCCUCAGAUUCUAUUACCGCACGGCUGCUAAUCUUCUGAAGCAGGCUAGCAUAUAUCGGGAAGAGAACAAUGUCAUUGAUUUGUACGUUAUGCUCCUUCGCUUUUCGAGCCUCGUCUCCGAGACUAUCCCGGAGCAUAGGGACUAUCGGACCGCCCCUGCAAAGGAGAAAUUAGAUUAUAAAAGGAGACUGAUAGAGGUCCUAGGUGAGCUGGAAACUUUAAAGCCCGAAGUUUUACGACAAAUAAAUUUACUCAAUAAUGUAACUCGUUCAGCUUCUUCUUCGACAAACGAGUCUGCUUGGAUGGAUGUCACAUCUAUGUUCCCUUCUGUUCCAAAGAGGAGUGUGAGUACUGAUAAGGAUCUACAACGGAUUGGAUCAGGAGGACGUCGAGAACUUGUUACAAACCUUGCUCGUGACUCUUGGAGGCCUACAUCUGCCACAACUCCUGUCGAUUCUCGUCUCUCGAGUCUGUCUCUCCACAUUCCUCGUCCGAAGGAUGAAACAUUGUCAAGACAUUCAUUUUUGACGCCUACGGUACCUCGAAGGCAGACACCUGCAAUUUCAUUCAAAGCACAGUAUCCAAACUACAUAGAUGCGUCGCCAAUCGAGAUGCCAAGUUUGGAACAGAAUUGGCAUACUCCAUUGCAGCCUGCAUCGGAACCUGUACUGUGGCCCGACGCGGAUCCUAGGCCUCAAUCACUUAGUUACGCCACACCUGUUGGCCCUGACGUCGCUCCUUUGCCGAACUUGAUCAGACAACCUUCACCUCCGCCAGUUCUUGCACCUGUACAAAUAGUUGAUGCAGUAGAUCAUACGUGCGUUCAGCCUGCGCCUGAGAACGUUGCAGAUCCAAGACCAGGUCCCCCACAGCAUCUAGAUGAAGACCUAAGUCAAGGGAAAGGAGUAAAACACUUACACAUAUCAAGCAAAAUGAUGGAAGAGUUCAUGGCUCUCUCGAGAUUGAAUACGCAAAAAAAUCUCGAAACUUGUGGAGUGCUUGCCGGAUCUUUGAAAACAGGCGUCUUCAAUGUCACCACUCUUAUAAUACCGAAGCAGGAAGCAACGUCGGAUUCUUGUCAAACGGUGAACGAAGAGGAGAUAUUUGAAGCUCAGGAUAGGCGUGGUCUCUUUCAACUUGGAUGGAUUCAUACACAUCCUUCUCAAACUUGUUUCAUGUCGUCUGUUGAUUUGCACACGCACUACUCAUAUCAGAUAAUGCUUCAGGAGGCCAUUGCUAUUGUUAUGGCACCAACGGACACCGAUAGGAAAUUUGGAAUUUUUCGACUUUCAGAUCCAGGGGGUGUUAAGACGAUACAACAGUGUCAGAAGCGUGGGUUUCAUCCUCAUGAGGAACCUUCAGAUGGAAGUCCAAUAUAUGAGCAUUGUGCGCACGUGUAUAUGAACCCCCAGCUAAGAUUUGACGUAAUCGAUUUGCGUAAUGCCUGAGGUCAAAUAUGCUACGUCUUUUUAGGUAGGUUCUCGGAUUGUAGAAACGUUUAUCCUGCUUGUAAGAUUCAUCUUCAAGGCUGGCUGGGCUUCACAUGUAAAGAAAGGGGCUCUCAAGUCAAUCAACUUGAAUAUAUUUUUUUUCCCAGGAGUUUUGGACGAACCUAUUUGGUUAGUUCUGUAGAAGCCUAUCAUAUUACUUGAAUUGAAUUGGAUAGUCUAUACAGUAAAUUUACAUUUUGGACACUGAGCCGGCUGGUCUUGGAGAUAGACUGUAAUUAUCUGCAGAAUUUUGUCCAGUGUUCCAUACAGUAAGUAUUCUUGCAAAGACAUUAGCUUCAUUGCAGGAGAUCGGAGACAUUCUGCUUCAAUGUGAUAAGUGAAGUAGGAGGAGCGUUCAACUUUUGGCUUGCUGCCUUUUAGAAUGAGUAUCUUGCGGAUUUCAGGCAUUUGGAGGAUGGGCAAGGGUUUUAUCCUUGAAGGUGACGCUAGUCAUAGCGUAUGCCUCAACCGAGGAAUACGUAGGUUGUAAAUUAGUUGACAACGAAUGACCUGACCUACUGCGCUUUUUGAGAAGCCGCCGGUUUUACAGCCUCACCACGCAUCUGAAAUGCUCAAUAGAUGGUGAGAAAUUAAUAAAAACCAUACUGAUUGAUUCAUGUUUGACUACAUCGUGUAAAGCGCGCACACACAUAUUCCUGUACUGUCGCUGAACAUCGCUCGAUCAUCUGGAGUUCUGUUUUGAACCUUCUUUUGAAAAAUAAUACGAGUAUGGAAUCGAGUAUGUCUAUGAGCUAAUUGCUCAAGAACAGAAAGGA